Messenger RNA from Vicia villosa (hairy vetch), 2343 nucleotides. RefSeq lists its product as uncharacterized. The record is from RefSeq and is a predicted model, not a curated record. The transcript has 5 exons. NCBI's taxonomy places the organism in Eukaryota, Viridiplantae, Streptophyta, Magnoliopsida, Fabales, Fabaceae. Bases 1 to 2343 code for a protein of 780 amino acids.
AUGAAUCUCGAACAAUCCAUCAAGGAUUUUCAAGCUCAGAAUGCUGGACUUCAAACUAUAAUCCUGAACUUAGCCAAGGGGCAAGAUGAACUGAAAGCUCUCCUGACUAAGAAGACGAAGACUAAGAAAAUCAAGGGGGUGAUCAACAUGGGAAAAAGAUUCAAAGGGCGUCCCAAGAGGCCUGAAGAAGCUGGAAUUCCUAAAGAUGAGGAAGAAGACAACCACAACUAUGGAAGUCAAGUAGGUUCUGAUGGUCAAGAGGGUGAAGAAGAAGAGGAGCCCUAUGACGAGGAUGACUCUGAUGAGAAAUACAAGCUACUGGAAGAAUGUCUGAGAAACAUGGAAAUUCAGAAAGUACCUGGACUGGAUUUUGAUGAAAUGGGACUCAUUCCUGGAAAUUUGGGGUGUUACAAUUAUCAACUGGAGAGUGCCAAUAUUCGUACAUGGGAGGACAUGGCUACUGCCUUCUUUAGGCAAUAUGAGUAUAAUUAUGAUCUUGCACCUACUCGCACGCAACUACAAAACAUGUCAAUGGGACCUAAGGAGAGUUUCAAGGAGUACGCUCAGAAAUGGAAAGUUCCUGCUGGAAGAGUCCGACCUGCCUUGAGUGAUAGGGAAUUGGUGGACAUGUUCAUGGGUACACUAACUGGACCAUUCUAUAGUCACUUGCUGGGUAGCUCUUCAUCUGGUUUCACUGAACUUAUAUUGACCGGAGAGCAUGUUGAAAGUGGUAUUCGAAGUGGGAAGAUCCAAGUGGGCACAUCCUCUGGUGCUGCAAAGAAGCCUUAUCAAGGAAAGAAUGAGUCAAAUGUUGUUCAUAGCCAGAGGGGUCGUGGUAAGAAUGAUCAAAACCAAUGUGUUGGUGCUGUGCUCAUCUCCACUCCAACUUCGAAACAAGCUCCUAGACAAGAGUGUCAACGCAAGACUGGUAGGCCAAGGAGAAAAUUCACCCCAAUCAAUAUGCCUUUAUCUCAAGCUCUACAACAUCUACUAAAGGCAAAGUUGGUCACCUUGAAAGAUCACCCGAAGUUUGUCAACACCGCAAGUCCGAAUUAUGAUCCCAAAGCCACAUGUGCUUAUCAUUCCAAUGCUACUGGGCACAAUGUGGAUAACUGUUGGGCCUUAAGAAACAAAGUCCAAGAUAUGAUAGAAGCGGGUGAGAUAGAGUUCGAAGCUCUCGAAAAUCCGAAUGUCAUCACUGCGCCUAUGACAAAGCAUGACAAGACUGUUAAUGCUAUCAUGGACACUAUUUAUAUCCGUGAUGUGAGAGAACUGUCAACUCCGCUCCUUGAAAUCAAAAGAAAGUUGAUACAAGCUAGUUUAUUUCCUGGUUGUGAUCUUGAUUGUUAUUAUUGCGCACGCCUACCCAAUGAUUGUGAAAACCUAAAAAGAAGAAUUCAAAAGUGGAUGGAUCGUCGUACCAUUAUGUUUGAGAAGAUCCCUUCUAUAGAAAAUUUGUACGAAGGUAACAUUGCUGGAAUAAGUAAGGUAACAAGAAGUGGAAGAGUGUUUUCUCCAGAGAUUUCUCCAAACAAUACUUCAUCCGUUGUUACCAUCACCCCGAGUGCUGAUGCCCGUGGUAAAGGACCGUUUCAUGAACCUGAGGCUGGCAUUGGAAAUUCAUCAUCUGAAGAUACAAAUGAGUUCUUAAAGAUCAUCCGCAAGACCAAGGACAUGAAGAAGUUCCUAGAAGAUGCCCAUGUACCUCAAGAGAUUUCUGUCAAUCAACUCAAGAAGUGCAUUGAAAAUCUGACGACUGAGAAUUACCUUGGUUUCUCUGAUGCCGAUCUGAGUCCUAGUGGAAAGAACCAUAAUAAAGCAUUACAUAUAUCCAUUGAAUGUGGGGGCACCACUUUGGCCCAUGUUCUAGUGGAUAAUGGUUCAUCUAUGAAUGUGCUACCCAAGCUGGUGUUGGACAAACUCCGACCUGAAGGGGCUAUGUUGAAGUAUAGUGAUGUGAUCGUAAAAGCUUUCGAUGGAUCAAUGAGUACUGUACACGGUGAAAUUGAGCUCCCAAUCAGAGUUGGUAAGAUUGUCACUGUUCAUGGCGAGGAAGAGUAUGUGGUAAGCUUCAUAGAUGAAACCAAGUAUGUUGAGUUCACUAUAGAAGGCUUUGAGACUCCCCGUCAAGCAUUUGAGUUGGUCCCUCAAGUAGUUUCUGAGACUAAGCCUGUCAAGACUGUUCCCAAGGUUACUAGAAUUCCCCCAACAAUGGCUUCUCUAAAAGAUGCUAGGGCUGUGGUAGAAGAAGGUGGUUGCACUAUCUGGGGGCAACUUCCUGAUAUUCUGUACAAGUCCGACAAAUGGGGUCUAGGCUGCACUGCUAAGGACACAAUGGAGUAA